Molecule: messenger RNA, 3588 nt
Organism: Clupea harengus (Atlantic herring)
Lineage: Eukaryota; Metazoa; Chordata; Actinopteri; Clupeiformes; Clupeidae
Gene: slc38a10
Product: solute carrier family 38 member 10
Biological process (GO): amino acid transmembrane transport
Cellular component (GO): membrane
Molecular function (GO): L-amino acid transmembrane transporter activity
Source: RefSeq, a predicted model, not a curated record
UGUACAUUCUUGGCUCUUGAGUUUUUAGCACCAGCGCUUCCUGGUUACGCGUCCAGGAAAUUAUUCCAAAGACUCAAUUCUGUUUGUAAUUAUGAAUUUAAAAUAAAGCUCAUAUAACACAUAGGCGCUCUAAAAUUGACUAUUUAUUUUUGUCGCGUUACUGUGUCAAUGGAGAAACACUCCCGGAUGGUAACAUAGGCCAUUUUACUGACAGAUUUCAAGACGUGCGCCACGUCAGUGCCUCUUCGAAGGACACAGGAUUCAGGGGGACGGACGGGAUUGGUUCGGAAAUUAAAUCUCGUAUCAGUUGAUUGGAACUACAAAUAAACCACCGUCAGCCUGGGAUUUGCCUGAUAAAACUUUCGGACCCCGCAUCUGGGAGUUCACAAAGCAGCCAAAAUGACAGCGUCAAAUUGGGGUCUGAUCAUGAACGUGGUCAACAGCAUCGUUGGAGUCAGCGUGUUGACCAUGCCUUUCUGCUUCAAACAGUGUGGCAUAGUGUUGGGCACCAUCUUGUUGUUUUUCUGCUCCUGGAUGACCCAUCAGUCCUGCAUGUUUCUGGUCCACUCUGCCAGCAACACCAAACGCAGGACGUAUGCAGGCCUAGCUUUUCAUGCCUAUGGGAAACCAGGAAAAGCUCUUGUAGAACUGAGUAUGAUUGGCCUGAUGUUGGGGACGUGUAUCGCGUUCUAUGUGGUCAUCGCUGAUCUGGGAUCCAAUUUCUUCGCUCAGAUGCUUGGCAUGCAGGUGACAGGUGGGUUCCGUGCUCUGCUCCUGGUGGCCGUGUCCCUGUUCAUCGUUCUGCCGCUCAGCCUGCAGCGGAACAUGAUGUCAUCCAUCCAGUCCUUCUCCGCCAUGGCGCUCAUGUUCUACACGUUCUUCAUGUUCACGAUGGUGCUGUCCUCCUUCAAACAUGGCCUGUUCACAGGCGGCUGGCUUGAGCUGGUGCGGUACGUGCGCUGGGACGGCGUCUUUCGCUGCCUCCCCAUCUGCGGCAUGGCAUUCGCCUGUCAGUCGCAAGUUCUGCCCACCUAUGACAGUCUGGAUGAGCCAUCAGUCAAGAGAAUGAGCACCAUCUUCACCUCCUCGCUCAAUGUGGUCACAACCUUCUACAUCACAGUGGGUUUCUUUGGCUAUGUGAGCUUCACAGAGACCAUCGCGGGGAACGUGCUGAUGAACUUCCCGUCUAACCUGGUGACGGAGAUGAUCCGCGUGGGCUUCAUGAUGUCUGUGGCCGUCGGCUUCCCCAUGAUGAUCCUGCCCUGCAGACAGGCCAUCAACACCAUGCUGUUUGAGCAACAGCAGAAAGAUGGCACCUUUGCUGCUGGUGGAUAUAUGCCCCCCCUGCGCUUCAAAGCCAUCACCCUCUGCAUUGUCUUUGGCACAAUGCUGGGGGGCGUCCUCAUCCCCAACGUGGAAACCAUCCUGGGUCUAACAGGAGCCACCAUGGGAAGCUUGAUCUGCUUCAUCUGCCCAGCUCUCAUCUACAGGAAGAUCAUGAAGAAUGGACUUACUGCUCAGCUGGUGUUGUGGGUGGGUCUGGGCAUCCUGAUCAUCAGCACCUUCACCACCCUCUCCAUGUCCAGCAGCAGCUCCCCCCCGGUGCACCCCCGGCCCCCGCCCGCCCCCAAGGUCCAGGACCCGCUGCCCGCCGCCGUCAAGCCCCCGGAGCUGCCCAAGAUCCCCGGGAAACCAGUGAUGGCUGUGGAACCCGCUGUGGAUCUCGACAGACCCAAGCUCCCCGUGAAGAGGCCAGGGGAGGAGCGCCCCAACCCGCCCGCCGAGGGCCUGCGCCCAGCGGGGGGGCAGGAGCCGGGCGAGGCUCCCCAGAUCAAGGGCCCCGUGGAGGUCCCCAACGCCAAGACCAAAGGGGAGGAGGUGCAGGUGGACCGACCUGAAGCAGGCGUGGCGGUGGCGGACGGCGAGGCGCACCGUCACGAGCCGCCCAUCCCGCAGGACGAGGUGAAGGUGGACAACAAGAAGAACCGCGAGGAGCUCGAGGCGGAGGAGGAGAAGCGCCAGGAGGAGGACGAGGAGGCGCCGGGGGCCGGCCAGCACCAGGACGCAGUGGAGGAUGCUGGGAAGUCAGAGGAGCAGAAGAACAAGGAGGCCGUGGAGAAGCCGGCCCCGGCGGAGGUGAAGCAGCCAGGGGCGGAGCAGCAGCAGCCGGCGGCGGCAGGUGUGGUUAGAGAACCGGCGGGCCAUUCCAACGAGGUGGUGGACAAGGCUGCGCCGGUCGAAAGAGGAGGAGGAGGAGGAGGAGGAGGAGGGGGGGAGAAGAAGGGUCCGGAUCCUGUGCUGGUCCACAAGGAGCUGGAGAAGCUGCCUGUGGUCAAAGACCCCCUGGCUGGGGCGGAUGGGGCUAAAGCCAGCAGCGUGGAGAAGAUCCCAGACCCAGUGCCUCCUGGGAAAAAAGAGGCGGCUGCCGUGGUCCCAGACGCGGAGCUGCACGAGGGGGCCCAGGAUCAGAAGGAGAAGGAUGGCUCAGAGGUGAAGGAGGCCAAAGACGGUGGAGACGACAAGAUGGAGGUCAUUAAAAAGCUUGUUGCAGAUGGUCAGCUGGACCAUGCUGUGUUACUGCAGGUGAUUCAGGAGCAGCAGAAACAGCAGCAGAGGCUCCUGGACCAGCAGGAGAAACUGCUGGCCGUCAUCCAGGAGCAACACAAGGAGAUCCACCAGGACGGCAAGCAGACGAAUGCUGAGGGUGAAGCCGGUGCCAAGCCCGCUGGGGAGGGAGCAGUGGGCGCCCCUGACCCAGGCCAGCAGCUCCAAGCUGGGGCAGCCGCCGUGGGCCAGCAGCCUGGAGCUCCAGAGGCCCCCAACCAGCCUGGAGGUGGAGCUGGAGCUGCAGGUGGAGCUGCGGGUGAGGCUGCUGUUGGAGUGGUGAAGGAGGCAGCUGCCCAGGAGCCUCUAGAUGGCGCUGUGCCGGUGGCGAAACAGGAAGCGCCCGCAGCCAAAGAGCCUGAUGUAGCAGCCGCUGCAGCGGUGGCGGGCGCCGCGGUGCCCGCACCUGAAGUGGCCAGGAAAGAGCUGGGUGCCCGCGGAGUGCCCUUGCGCCAACACGCGCCGGAACCUCCACAAGCCCAACCCGAACAGAAGCCACAACAACAACAACCGCAGCAGAAGCCAGCCGAGCAAGACGAAGCCUCGCUGAAGCUGAAGCUUGGUGAGUUGAGCGAGCAGAAGCAGAAAGAGGAGAAGGAGAAGGAGGCGCAGCGCGUGGAGAGGGAGCGUCUGCAGCUGGAGCAGGAGCAGGAGCGCGCCCGUCUGGAGCUGCAGAAGGAGAAGGAGCGUCUGGAGCGGGAGCAAGAGCAGGAGCGUCAGCAGCUGGAGCAAGACCGCGCCCGUCUGGAGCUGGAGAAGGAGAAGGUGCAGCUGGAGGCGGACAAGCUGCAGCUGCAGCUGGAGAAGGAGAAGACGGAGCGGGAGGUGAACGAGCUGGCCGAGAAGGAGCUGCGUCUGCGGGAGCAGCAGCGGCGCAACCAGGAGCUGCAGGAGGUGAUCGACGCCAAGAACGCCCGCGAGCGGCUCAACCAGGACGCCGAGGACCCCGGCGGGGUCGGUGCCCCGGGCGGUGAGUUGGAAUGA